AUGGAUAAGUCAUGGAUGAAGGCUGAUAGAAGAUCACUACAUUUUCAGUUAGGACUUGAAGAAUUUCUGAAAUUUGCAUCGGAUAAUGCAAGGGACAUAAAUAAAAUAUGUUGCCCUUGCUUGAAGUGCCAUAACACUGAUUUUGGUGGUAUAGGGCUGAUUAAGGACCAUAUAUUUUUUAACGGUAUUGAUGUUAGUUAUAAGCAUUGGAAGUGGCAUGGAGAACCAUCUGCUUCUGCCUUGCAUGCUCUUAGAGGGGAUUCUGAAACAGUCGAAAUCAAUCCUGAUUUAGGCAUACAAGCCGAAGCUGUAGGGUUAGAGGGUAGUGAGGAUGAGGAGAUUUCGGAAGACUCGAAUGAGUUUAUGCAGUUUGUAGAAGAUGGAGAUAAGCCUCUAUAUCCUGGUUGUACCAAGACAACCAAGUUGAAUGGUUUGAUACAAACAUUCAAUCUGAAAGCAAAGCACGGCAUGACUGAUGCGUGCUAUUCAGAUAUGUUAAUUAUGAUUGGCCUCUUGCUUCCAGAAGGAAAUGACUUACCAGGGUCUACUUAUGAGGCUAAAAGAACACUUUCCGCAUUGGGGAUGGGGUAUGAAAAGAUUCAUGCUUGUCCAAAUGACUGCAUCUUGUACAGAUUGCAGCAUGCUGAUGCGACCAGUUGUCCAACUUGUGGUGAAUCAAGGUGGAAACUUGGAAAGGACAAAUCUGAGAAAGAAGGGGUUCCGGGGAAGGUAUUAUGGUACUUCCCUCCGAUCCCAAGGUUCAAACGGAUGUUCCAAUCGACAGUGUCAGCUAAGGAGCUAACUUGGCAUGCCAAUGAUCGAAAGAAAGAUGGAAUGAUGAGGCAUCCAGCCGAUUCCCCAACUUGGAAAAUGAUUGACACAAAAUGGCCAGACUUUGGUCUAGAAAAUAGGAACCUUAGAUUAGCGCUUUCAUCAGACGGGUUUAAUCCACAUAGUUCUCUAAGUAGCAAAUACUCAUGUUGGCCUGUUAUACUUAUCACCUAUAACCUUCCUCCAUGGUUAUGCAUGAAGAGGAAGUACAUGAUGUUGACUAUGUUAAUUUCUGGACCCAAACAGCCCGGAAAUGACAUCGACGUCUAUCUAAAGCCAUUAGUGGAUGAUUUGAAAGUGUUGUGGGAUGGGGUUGAGAGAGUAUAUGAUGCUGUAAGAGGAGAGUAUUUUAAACUGAAGGCGAUACUAUUAUGGACAAUUAACGAUUUUCCCGCGUAUGGGAAUUUAUCGGGAAGCAUUGUGAAAGGAUACAAUGCUUGUCCAAUAUGUGUUGAACAGACAAGACCUUAUAGGUUGAAGCACUCUAAAAAAAUGGCUUUCAUGCGGCAUCGACGAUGGCUGCCACGACAUCAUCCUUAUAGAAAGCAAGCUGCUGCUUUCGACAACACCAUAGAGGAGGGUGAAGCUCCUACACCAUUAACUGGAGAGGAGGUGUUGACCAGAGUUCAAGGUCUAAAUCGACCAUUUGGCAAGAAAAACCCUCCUCCCCCUUAUAACGGGCUUGAAGAUGAAAACAGACCUUGCUGGAAAAAAAGGUCUGUUUUCUUCGAACUUGAUUACUGGGAACAUCUUCCGGUAAGACAUAAUCUUGAUGUGAUGCACAUUGAGAAGAAUUGUUGUGAUGCUAUUCUUGGUACGCUGUUGAACAUUUCUGGGAAGACUAAGGAUGGGGCUGCUGCUCGUUUAGACAUGGUCGAAAUGGGUAUACGGACUGAUUUGAAGCCUACAACUGCUGCAAAAAGGGACAAGUUGCCUUUGGGUAGUUGGAACUUGUUCCUAGAUGAGAGAAAGAUUGUUUGCAGUUCCUUUUUCAAUAUGACCGUUCCAGUUCGGUUUUCAUCCAAUGUACGCAAUCUGGUGUCAAUGGAGGAUUUACGACUUGCUGGUCUUAAAUCACAUGAUUGCCAUACUAUAAUGCAACUUCUUCUCCCUGUUGCAUUACGUUCAGUUUUGGAGAAACCAGUUAGGUACGCAAUUAUUCGGUUCUGCCUAUUCUUCAAAGCAAUAUGCAGUAAAGUGAUCGACGUUUCAAAAUUGCAACAAAUGCAAGCAGACCUGGUCGAUACAGUUUGCCUGCUUGAGAAGUUCUUUCCACCAUCAUUUUUUGACAUAAUGAUUCACCUAACUGUCCAUCUUGUUAGGGAAGUCGAGUUAUGUGGUCCGGUAUUUUUUAGAUGGAUGUACCCUUUUGAGAGGUACAUGAAAGUGUUCAAAGGAUAUGUGAGGAAUCGACAAUGGAUUGAAGGGUGCAUUGCAGAGUGUUACAUUGUAGAAGAGGCAGUUGAGUUUUGCUCGGAACGUAUGCUUCCUAGAGAGGGUACCACUGUUGGGAUCCCUUGGAGAACCAAACUUGGGCUCUUAAAUGGCUGCAAGCCUUUAUCAGGCGCCACCAUCAUUAAUGUCGACAGAAAGCUGCUUGACAUGGCCCACCUAUGUGUAUGCACCAACACUGAAGAUGCAAUCCCAUAUUUCAAAGAGCAUAUGGAAUUCCUAAAGUUGAGUUUUCCAAGGUUCAAAAAAAAUAAGAAGUGGUUGAAGGACAAACAGAACCUUACCUUUGCUGGUUGGUUCAAGGAGAGGGUUGCAAAUGAAAUGAGAUUUGCCGAUAAUGAUGUUCCUGAAACCAUUAGGUGGUUGGCUGGUGGACCAAAAAUGGAGGUCCCUACAUUUGCUGGUUACCAUGUGAAUGGGGUUGAUUUUAACACUUCAGAGCGUGACAAAGUACGAUCAGUUCAAAAUAGCGGGGUUUUUUUGGUUGCUGAUGCAAUGCAAGUUGCUAGUGCAAGGGAUAAAAACCCUAAAACUGAUGAUAUGAACUUUUACGGCAGGAUACAACAAAUUUGGGAGGUGGACUACUACAAGUUUAGGAUACCCGUCUUCUUGUGUGAUUGGGUGGAGUCAGCUAGGGGGGUUAAAGUAGACGAACUUGGGUUUACUUUGGUUAAACUUGAUAGGGUAGGGCAUUUAAAUGAUCCGUUUGUCUUAGCUACCCAUGUGAAACAGAUUUUCUACAUACAAGACCCCCUUGAUGAUCAAUGGUCAGUGGUAGUACGGUGCCCGGAAAGAGACUACCAAGGAGGGUGUAAUGAUGAAGAGCUGGAAGAUAUUGAACUGGAACAGCACCCAUUCAUUCCUACAAUGCCAUCGAUUGAGAGCUUUGAUGAUGUAGUUGGUGAUCUGCCUAGCUCCUAUAUUCGAGAUGGCGAUGAAGGAAUAUGGGUUGAGAAUGAGGAUGGUCGACGUGUUUAA
Molecule: messenger RNA, 3261 nt
Organism: Rosa rugosa (rugosa rose)
Lineage: Eukaryota; Viridiplantae; Streptophyta; Magnoliopsida; Rosales; Rosaceae
Exons: 3
Coding region: 1-3261 (1086 amino acids)
Source: RefSeq, a predicted model, not a curated record